CUCCAGUCAUCAGCUUCUGCUAAACCAACCACAAACUCAUCAGUUUGCAAAGAAGAGGACAAUGAGGAAUCUGAAAAUGAAUGUGGUGAUGGGGCAGAGAAUGUCCCCAAGAAAGCUGAAGGCUCCAAAGUUUGGCAACACAAAAUCAAGAUAAAACGUGUGCGCAAAGAAAACAACAUCAGAGUGCGGGGCUCCGACAUCCCUGACCCAAUCACUGACUUUGCUCAGUUGGAGACCCAGCACGGAGUGAGCUCGGUGCUGGUGCAGAACUUGAGGUCCCAAGGCUACACAGAACCCACGCCUAUUCAGAUGCAGUGCUGGCCCCUCAUGCUGGGGGGCAGGGAGCUGCUCGCCUCCGCCCCCACAGGAUCAGGCAAAACAGCAGCCUUCCUUCUCCCCAUUAUCCACCAGCUCGGCAGGCCCCGCGCGCUGGGGUUCAGGGCGGUGAUUGUGGCCCCCACCAGGGAGCUUGCUGACCAGACCUUCAGGGAGUGCGAGUUCCUUGCCAGGGGCACGGGACUUAAAGUCCACGUCAUUGAUAAAGUUGACAAAAUUGCCAAGAAGUUCGGGCCAAAAUCAUCACAAAAAUUUGAUAUCCUGGUGACGACUCCCAACCGCCUUGUGUACAUGAUCAACAGCGACGAGCCUCUCAUUAAGCUUGAUAACGUGGAGUGGCUUAUCAUGGACGAGUGCGAUCAUCUGUUCGAGGGCGGCAGGCGGGGCUUCAGGGAGCAGCUGGCGCAGAUCUACCAGGCGUGCGCGGGCCCCAAGCUACAGCGCGGCCUCUUCUCUGCCACGCACUCGGCGCCCCUGCAGCAGUGGUGCCUCGACAACCUCAACUGCGUCGCCCUUCUUAAUGUGGGCGCCAAAAACUCUGCGUCUGAAGACGUGGCUCAGGAACUUGUCUUCUGCGGCGACGAGAACGGCAAGAUUUACGCGCUCAGGAACUUGCUUGCCAAGGGCUUCGAGCCGCCAUGUCUGGUGUUCGUGCAGACGAAGGAGCGCGCGCGGCAGCUCUUCAUGGAGCUCGUGUACGACGACGUCAUGGUGGAUGCCAUCCACGGCGACCGCACCCAGGCCCAGCGCGAGGCGUGCGUACGGGCGUUCAGGGCGAAGAAGAUCUGGGUGCUGGUGUGUACGGAGCUCAUGUCCCGGGGCAUCGACUUCAAGGGCGUCAACCUGGUCAUUAAUUACGAUUUCCCGCCCAGCCUCGUGUCCUACGUACACCGUAUCGGGCGGACGGGUCGUGCCCAGCAUAAGGGCAAGGCCGUCACCUUCUGGACCAUGGCGGACAGACCAAUGCUGGGAAUUAUUGCUCGCACAGUGCGGGCGUCAGGCAGCGCAGUGCCGGACUGGAUGCUUGCCAUCAAGAAGGCUGACAUGACCAAGCAGGAGCUCGCCGCCCUACAGCAGGACCGCGGCUUCGUGUCCGAGGGAGCCAAGUUUGAUGCCGUCGAUAAGGAUAAGAAAUU
Messenger RNA from Hyalella azteca, 1472 nucleotides. It is a transcript of the gene ais, whose product is annotated as probable ATP-dependent RNA helicase DDX52. The record is from RefSeq and is a predicted model, not a curated record. Gene Ontology annotation, biological process: maturation of SSU-rRNA. NCBI's taxonomy places the organism in Eukaryota, Metazoa, Arthropoda, Malacostraca, Amphipoda, Hyalellidae. Gene Ontology annotation, molecular function: ATP binding; nucleic acid binding; RNA helicase activity.